AUGGAACAACAACCAACGGAACAACAACAACCAACAUCCAACGGAACAACAACCAACAUCCAACGGAACAACAUCCAACGGAACAACAACAACCAAAAUCCAACGGAACAACCACCAACGGAACAACAACCAACGGAACAACCACCAACAUCCAACGGAACAACCACCAGCGGAACAACCAACGGAACAACAACCAACAUCCAACGGAACAACCACCAACGGAACAACAACCAACUUCCAACGGAACAACCACCAACUUCCAACAGAACAACCACCAACAUCCAACGGAACAACCACCAGCGGAACAACCAACGGAACAACAACCAACAUCCAACGGAACAACCACCAACGGAACAACAAUCAACAUCCAACAGAACAACAAUCAGCAUCCAACAGAACAACAACCAAAAUCCAACGGAACAACCACCAACGGAACAACAACCAACGGAACAACAACCAACAUCCAACAGAACAACAACCAACAUCCAACAGAACAACAACCAACAACCAACGGAACAACAACCAAAGGAACAACAACCAACAUCCAACGGAACAACAACCAACAUCCAACGGAACAACAACCAAAGGAACAACAAACAACAUCCAACGGAACAACAACCAACAUCCAACGGAACAACAACCAAAGGAACAACAACCAACAUCCAACGGAACAACAACAACCAAAAUCCAACGGAACAACAACCAAAGGAACAACAACCAACAUCCAACAACCAACAUCCAACAGAACAACAACCAACAUCCAACGGAACAACCAACAUCCAACGGAACAACGACCAAAGGAACAACAACCAACAUCCAACGGAACAACAACCAAAGGAACAACAACCAUCAUCCAACGGAACAACAACCAACGGAACAACAAUAACCAAAAUCCAACGGAACAACAACCAAAGGAACAACAACCAACAUCCAAUGGAACAACAACCAACGGAACAACAACCAACAUCCAACGGAACAACAACCAAAGGAACAACAACCAACAUCCAACGGAACAACAACCAAAGGAACAACAACCAACAUCCAACGGAACAACAACCAAAGGAACAACAACCAACAUCCAACGGAACAACAACCAAAGGAACAACCAACUCCGAUUCGGGAACGAAACAACCAACAUCCAACGGAACACCACCAACAUCCAACGGAACAACAACCAACAUCCAACAUCCAACGGAACAACAACCAACGGAACAACAUCCUAACAGAACAACAACCAACAGGACAACAACCAACAUCCAACGGAACAACAACCAACAUCCAAUGGAACAACAACCAAGGGAACAACAACCAAAGGAACAACAACCAACAUCCAACGGAACAACAUCCAACGGAACAACAACAACCAAAAUCCAACGGAACAACCACCAACGGAACAACCAACAUCCAACGGAACAACAACCAACAUCCAACGGAACAACCACCAGCGGAACAACCAACGGAACAACAACCAACAUCCAACGGAACAACCACCAACGGAACAACAAUCAACAUCCAACAGAACAACAAUCAACAUCCAACAGAACAACAACCAAAAUCCAACGGAACAACAACCAACAUCCAACGGAACAACAUCCAACAGAACAACAACCAACAUCCAACAGAACAACAACCAACAUCCAACGGAACAACAACCAAAGGAACAACAACCAACAUCCAACGGAACAACAACCAAAGGAACAACAACCAACAUCCAACAGAACAACCAACAUCCAACGGAACAACAACCAAAGGAACAACAACCAACAUCCAACGGAACAACAACCAAAGGAACAACCAACAUCCAACAGAACAACAACCAAAGGAACAACAACCAACGGAAAAACAACCAAAUGA
Molecule: messenger RNA, 1854 nt
Organism: Rhinichthys klamathensis goyatoka
Lineage: Eukaryota; Metazoa; Chordata; Actinopteri; Cypriniformes; Leuciscidae
Product: GATA zinc finger domain-containing protein 14-like
Exons: 1
Coding region: 1-1854 (617 amino acids)
Biological process (GO): negative regulation of protein sumoylation
Molecular function (GO): calcium ion binding
Source: RefSeq, a predicted model, not a curated record